Schizosaccharomyces osmophilus is the source of this 1257-nucleotide messenger RNA. RefSeq names its product zf-CCCH tandem zinc finger protein (gene zfs1). Gene Ontology annotation, molecular function: mRNA binding; metal ion binding. Bases 1 to 1257 code for a protein of 418 amino acids. The record is from RefSeq and is a predicted model, not a curated record. NCBI's taxonomy places the organism in Eukaryota, Fungi, Ascomycota, Schizosaccharomycetes, Schizosaccharomycetales, Schizosaccharomycetaceae. The transcript has a single exon.
AUGGUCUACUCUCCCAUGUCUCGUCCCCAAGUACCGUUGACAUUCCGUCAAUGGCCGCCUUAUGAUUACAAAACUGAUCCAUUGACUAUCCCUAGAUUCCCAAACAAUACUCCACUUCAAAACCAAAACACUUCAUCGUUACCUCCUACUUCUUCACUUUUGGACACAUAUGGCUCUUCCUUGCUUUCCAAAUCGGCGAACACGCUAGGAAAUUUAAAGCCUGCAAACAACACUGUCCUUUCUCCUGACGAAACUUUUCCCUCAACUGUGAUGCCCCAGUAUCGCUCUAUGGACGUCGGUACUCCUAGAUCUCCUGAUGCCGAUGGCUGGCCUUGGCACUUGACUACCAACAAUACCCAGGGUUAUGCUUGGACUCAAUCCUUUAAUCCGAAUGCUUCUACAAAUUAUUUGCACACUUCUUCCCGUAAUCUAAAUGAUUAUCCUUCGCCUAUUUCAUCCUUAGACAGCCUUCCCUCUAAAAGUAGCGUGGGUAGUUCUGGUUUAGAUUUUCAUACUUUACCAUCUAGUUUGAAUGAGGAUGCCAAGCCUACGGCAUAUCCCAUGAACAUGGCUGGCGUUCAAAUGGGUGAAGCUUCUUCUCAGCCUUCGUUUAAUUUUGCACAAAAUUCUGUCGAUCGUGCUUUCAAUCCAAAGCCAAAGUUGUAUUAUCCUUCCAAGUCAUCGACAAAUGUUCAUAACUCCAAACCCGUUUUAUCAAGACAAUCCUAUUCUUCUGGGUCAAUUCCGUCCAUUCCCUUGAAGUCGAGUCUGAACACCACCCUCGGUACACAACCGUCAACUCUUUCAAACCAAAUCUCGCCUGUCGUGGGCGCUCCUGUUCUUAACUCAUCAAAGUUUUCAGCCUCUGCUCCCCUUCCAGAGCAAGUAUCACCUGAGCAAUUGAAGCAGACCCAGAUCAACAAUGCUGCUAAUCAGCGUCCUCGUGCCGCCACUCCUGGAAAUAACAACAAUUCUACCACCUCUACUGGAAAACGUGCUUUGUACAAGACUGAGCCUUGCAAAAACUGGCAGACCACUGGUAAUUGCCGCUACGGCAAUAAAUGUCAGUUUGCUCAUGGUGACGAUGAAUUAAAGGAACCCCCUCGCCAUCCCAAGUACAAGAGUGAGCCAUGUCGCUCUUUUAUGUUAUACGGUUACUGUCCUUAUGGUUUAAGGUGCUGUUUUUUGCACGAUGAGCAGAGAUUCUUAAACAGUCAACAGAAUAUUCAGGAAGCUAUCAAUACGGAUAUAAAAUAA